This is a messenger RNA of Cyphellophora europaea CBS 101466, 798 nucleotides long. RefSeq lists its product as uncharacterized. Lineage: Eukaryota; Fungi; Ascomycota; Eurotiomycetes; Chaetothyriales; Cyphellophoraceae. The record is from RefSeq and is a predicted model, not a curated record. The coding region runs from base 1 to 798 and encodes 265 amino acids. The transcript has a single exon.
AUGUCAUCCAAUCGCCGCGAAUCCGUUGGUCGGAAACUGUCUCGCCAACAAUCUGCCUCCGGCCCACCGCGCCAGCAGCUCGUCUCCGUAGCCGUACUACCUCCCCGUCUCUCCCAAGGCUUCGCCCCUCCCAACGGCAUCGCCGCCGCCGACUGUUUCAACUGGGACGAGCGCGUCAACUGGACGCACAACGAACCCAUCGAGGACCCCAACAAGCCGGAGGGCAAGAAAUCCCUGCUCAAGCGUGUCGGUUUGACGACCGAUCGCAAGAAGCGCAACGAGGACAUGCCGCCGUUUCAAUUCCGCCAGGUGCCCUACGACGACUGGCGCAAGCACUACGCGAAAGACGCCGAUGGCAACUACCGAGGCACGCACGCGCCCGCAGAGGACUGUCUGCUGAAACCAGAGGAUGUGGCAAAGUGGCGUCUGGAGGCGCCCAAGACCAAGGCGGAUCUAUGGACGCGAGGGAGCGAGGUGUUGCCUGUGUAUGCUGAGGUCAGGGCGGAGGGCGAGCUGCCUGAGUACCAGGACGCGACGACACGGGAGGAGUUGGGGGAAUCAGGUGUAAGUGGGAAUGUGCUGCGGCAGACACAGACGUCGCCGGCGGUGUUGCAGCAGCAGGAGCAGGAUCAGCAACGCGGGGGAUCGAGAAGGGUGAUCUUGAAUGGCAUGACGGCUGAGGAGAUCAUCGCCGCAGAGAGGGAGAAGAACAAGAAUCGCCCGAAAGGGAAUAUGUCCUGGAAGGACAGGGUCAAGAGGGGCGCCGAGAUCGCCAGCAUGGGAUCGGGUGCGCAUUGA